This is a messenger RNA of Prorocentrum cordatum, 368 nucleotides long. The record is from the annotation of a GenBank genome assembly. NCBI's taxonomy places the organism in Eukaryota, Dinophyceae, Prorocentrales, Prorocentraceae.
AGGAGGAUAAGUCGGCCGCAUGCGAGACCGAGACGGGCACCGGGGCCGGGCCCAGCCGGGCCGGGCCCGGGACUCCGCGGCACGUGCCGACCACGCCCCGCGGCGUGGUGGCGCCGCGCGCCCCGUGCGUCGUCGAGGGCAGCGCGCCGUCCACGCCCCGCUUCGUGGUGUCACCGUGCACUCUGCGGAACGUCGAGGACUGCUCCCCGCACGUCGACCACGAGGAAGCGCUGGGGCGCGCGGCCUCUCCAAUACUGCUGACGUCGAGGGGCCAGCGCCAGUCCGCGGCGGGCGGUCUCGCCGCCGGCUACCCGGACGGCGGCGCGGGGGCCUCCACGAGCGCGCGCGGCGUCCCCGGCGCCCAGGAG